Molecule: messenger RNA, 4178 nt
Organism: Cotesia glomerata
Lineage: Eukaryota; Metazoa; Arthropoda; Insecta; Hymenoptera; Braconidae
Gene: GABA-B-R1
Product: gamma-aminobutyric acid type B receptor subunit 1
Exons: 9
Coding region: 127-2712 (861 amino acids)
Biological process (GO): gamma-aminobutyric acid signaling pathway; G protein-coupled receptor signaling pathway
Cellular component (GO): membrane; G protein-coupled receptor heterodimeric complex
Molecular function (GO): G protein-coupled GABA receptor activity
Source: RefSeq, a predicted model, not a curated record
CUAGUUUCAGUUUCCAGUCACAGUCGAAUCAAUAUGCCGCGUGCGACUGACAAGUGAAACAGUGUAAAAAAAAAAAUACAAAAUGACUUUUUCAAGACCAAUUUGAUCGUUUUUAAAAUCAAAAAAAUGAAAAUGGAGUUGUUUGUGAUUUUCGCGUUAAUUGCCGCGAUUUCCGGAAAAUUGCCGCCGAGUGACGAUAAUAUUUUGCAUAUUGGUGGGAUUUUUCCUAUCGGAGGCGAAGGAGGUUGGCAAGGAGGUCAAGCCUGUAUGCCCGCAGCUAAUUUAGCGCUGACUGAUGUCAAUAGGGAGAAAAAUUUACUGCCAGGAUUUGAGCUCAAAUUGCAUUCCAAUGACAGCGAGUGCGAACCUGGGUUGGGAGCCUCUGUGAUGUACAACUUGCUGUACAAUGCGCCGCAGAAGCUGAUGUUACUCGCAGGAUGCUCCACUGUUUGUACUACAGUUGCAGAAGCCUCCAAAAUGUGGAAUUUAGUCGUCCUGUGCUACGGAGCUUCUUCACCAGCGUUGUCAGAUCGUAACAGGUUUCCAACGUUAUUCCGAACGCACCCGAGCGCGACAGUCCACAACCCGACGCGGAUAAAACUGUUCCAAAAAUUCGGAUGGUCACGAGUCGCCAUCUUGCAGCAAGCCGAAGAAGUUUUUAUUUCCACCGUCGAAGACCUGGAGGCUCGUUGCAAAGAAGCGGGCAUAGAAAUCGUCACCCGUCAAAGUUUCCUCUCAGACCCCGCCGACGCGGUGAGGAACCUCCGUCGGCAAGAUGCGAGGAUCAUCGUCGGGCUGUUUUAUGUCGUCGCGGCCAGAAGGGUCCUCUGCGAGGUUUACCACCAAAAUUUGUACGGCAAAAGCUACGUAUGGUUUUUUAUCGGGUGGUACGAGGACAAUUGGUUCGAGGUGAACUUGGACAAAGAGGGAAUCACUUGCACUAAGGAACAAAUGCGACAAGCCGCUGAGGGUCACAUGACCACCGAGGCUCUCAUGUGGAACCAGAACAAUGACACGACAAUCAGUGGGAUGACCUCGGAGGAUUUCAGGCAGAGGCUUAAUAAGCAGCUGAAGGAGGAUGGGUAUGAUGUUGAUAAUAAUAGAUAUCCUGAGGGAUAUCAGGAAGCUCCUCUGGCUUAUGAUGCUGUUUGGUCGGUUGCUUUAGCGUUCAACAAAACAAUGGAUAAACUCUCAAAAUCUGGAAAAAGCUUGAAGAAUUUCACUUACACCGACAAAGAAAUCGCCGAUGAGAUCUACAGCGCCAUAAACUCCACCCAGUUCCUCGGAGUUUCGGGAUACGUGGCUUUCAGCUCACAGGGAGACCGAAUCGCUUUGACGCAAAUCGAGCAAGUUAUCGACGGAAAUUACGUAAAGCUUGGCUACUAUGACACUCAGAGCGACAACCUAACCUGGAAGAACCGCGAACGGUGGAUCGGAAGCAAGGUUCCGCAAGAUCGAACCAUAGUCCGAAAAGUCCUGCGAACUGUGUCCACGCCCCUGUUUGCGUGUAUGAGCGCAUGCUCCGCCCUGGGGAUUGUCAUCGCGAUCUUGUUGAUUUUUUUUAACGUCUGGUUCAGGCACCGGAGAGUUGUCUUGUCCUCGCACCCGGUCUGUAACACGAUAAUGCUCGCAGGAGUGAUUAUCUGCUUCAUCUCUGUGUUCCUUCUGGGGCUGGACGGGAGGUUCGUGUCCCCUGGAGAAUACGAACACGUUUGCCAAGCACGGGCCUGGAUGUUGUCAAUAGGAUUCACUUUAGGAUUCGGGGCAAUGUUCUCCAAGGUCUGGAGGGUCCAUCGACUGACCACUAAGACCAAGGCCGACCAGGCGAAGCUCUUCAUUGCCAAGCAAAAGGUCUCCAGUGUCCAGAAAAACGUCCAGCCUUGGAAAUUGUACACAAUGGUAAGCGCGCUUCUUGCUAUUGAUGUUAUCAUUCUUGGCGCCUGGCAGGGGCUUGAUCCCCUUCAGAGGACUAUUGAGGUCUUUCCUCUGGAAGCUUCUCCUCAUGGAGAUGAUGAUGCCAAGAUCAGUCCAGAGCUGGAGCACUGCGAGAGUCAAAAUAACAGCGUUUGGCUGGGACUCGUUUAUGGUUACAAGGGCAUUGUCCUAGUUUUUGGACUAUUUUUGGCCUAUGAGACCAGGAGCAUCAAAGUCAAACAGAUUAACGACUCCAGAUACGUCGGGAUGUCAAUCUACAACGUAGUGAUCCUCUGCCUGAUAACAGCGCCAGUAACAAUAGUAAUCGCGAGCCAACAGGACGCGAGUUUCACCUUUGUGGCUUUGGCGAUAAUCUUCUGCUGCUUUUUGAGCAUGGCGCUGAUCUUCGUCCCGAAGGUAAUCGAAGUUAUCCGACACCCGAGAGAUAAAGCCGAGUCAAAGUACAACCCGGACAUGGGAAUGUCCAAAGAAGACGAGGAACGGUACCAGAAGCUCGUUAAUGAGAACGACGAGCUCCAGAGACUGAUUGCCCAGAAAGAAGAAAAGAUAAAAGUCCUGAAACAACGGCUGGCCGAAAGGGACGUCGCGAAAGGAGUCGCCUUUGCUCCAGGUGGCGCUGCUGCGGGCGGUAAUGUACCAAAAGACUCGCUGAUUGUCGCGGACUUUGUUACCGGCGAGGGGACCUCCGACAGCGCGAUCGGUGGGGGCAUUUCUGUUUACACGAGAUCCUCACGUGCAUCUGCAUCUGAUUUUGAGUUCUCUGAGUCGUAUCUUUAAUUUUUAGUAUCUGCACUCCCUGUUUCAUUAUUAAGAAUAAUGUCUGUCAAUUUUUUCAUCAAAUUAUUUGGAUAAUUGACCAGGAAAAUCGCAAAUUGCAGUUUUAAUUGAACUUGAGGACUUUAUUGGGGCUUAAAUAUACUUAAGUAGUCUUGGUCAAUUAUUUUAAUAAUUACUGAGAAGAAAAAUUGAAAAAGUGUAUUCAUAGGCCUAUAUACUGUAUUUUUGUGUGUUUAAAAUACGAAAAUACCGCGACCUAAAAAUCCUAUUGAUUUUGAUAUUUUUUUAAGACACUAACAUAAUAAGUACAAUAUUUAUAAUUUUUCAAUAAUUAUUUGGGUCCAAAUGAUAACAAUCAGCGAAUUUUUAAUUAUACAUAAUGAUCAUUAAUAUACUAUUUUUUUUUAGCGUCUUCCGGUAGAUGGAUAAUGCAUGGCACGCCCUUUUAGUUCUUACGCUAAUAUUAAUUAUUAUUAAUGGACGUCUUGAGAAAUUUUCUUUAAUAUCUCAGUUUCUGAUUUUUUUAGAGACAAAAGUUGUAGCUAACAAUGUCCUCUUUCUAAAAAAUUGGUAAAUUUCUAAAAAAAAAAAAAACGGAUUUUUUUAGUUGGGGGCGCUGAAAACUUCCUUAAAAAAUGUCAGAAUAUUAAAACUAAAUAGAUAUUCUGAAAGUUAAGAUUCUAAGGAUUCUUAAAAUGCAGGCGAAGACAUAAAAAUAAUUAGUUGUCUAUUUUUUAUCCUCGAUCAAACUUUUUUAGAAUUUUCAAAAAAUCUAAUUUUCAAGUUUGACAAUUUUUAUUAAUGAAAUUAUCAGUUUGAGAAAAAAAAGUUUCAAAAAAAAAUUGUAGCCUCAAGUGUCCUCUUUUAGAUAAAUUUGGUCCGGUUCCUCGAUAUUAAUUAGAAAAAAAGUUAUGAAUUUUUCAAGUACUCAAAACAUGGUAAAUUUGUAAAAAAAAAAAGGUAUUUUUUGAAUUGGGAGAGCUGAAAAUUUCCUUAAAAAAUGUCAGAAUAUAAAAAAUAAAUAUUUAUUCUGAAAGCUAAGAUUCUAAAGAUUCUAAAAAUGCCGGCAAAGACAUAAAAAUAUUGAAUAAUCCUAAAAAAAUCUCCAAUCAAAGUUAAAAUUUUCUCACGAUGUCCAACACAAAAAUUCUAGAUCUAUUUAUUUAAUUAGCGCAUGUUUAUUUCUAGCUCCAAUUGCAGUUAAAUCUCGUUAGAUUGUCGAUCGCAGAUAACAAUAUACCAGAAAAAUUAUAACAAAUCUGUAAACCUCAUAAAAAAUUCCCAAAUUAUAAAAGAAAAUUCGAGACCUAACGAGAUUUAAGCAGCUUUAGAAAAUAUUUUUACCAUUCAUAAAUUUGGGAUUUUUAUUGAGAGACUGAUCACCUCGGAUAGAACGCCGCUGGAAGCCUGUUACAAUAUUAUUAUUAUAAAUAAUAAUUUAUUUUUAAGUUAUCGACAAUCUCGUU